This is a messenger RNA of Nasonia vitripennis (jewel wasp), 2041 nucleotides long. RefSeq names its product acetyl-CoA acetyltransferase, mitochondrial (gene Acat1). The coding region runs from base 279 to 1772 and encodes 497 amino acids. The record is from RefSeq and is a predicted model, not a curated record. The transcript is spliced from 9 exons. Lineage: Eukaryota; Metazoa; Arthropoda; Insecta; Hymenoptera; Pteromalidae. Gene Ontology annotation, molecular function: acetyl-CoA C-acetyltransferase activity. Gene Ontology annotation, biological process: fatty acid beta-oxidation.
UUUUUAUUCUUUCUGCUGUGCUAAAGGUUAUCGCCGCGGGAGAGGGAAAGAUUGUACACGAGUCGAAAUUCCUGAUUAGUAUAACUUCUUUUUCUGAUAAACAAGCCUCCAAGCAGUCACUCCCAUUUCCAUGACGCGCGAAUACCUAUAUAUACGUAUCAUAUGUAAAUGAGAAAAGAAUCGGCCGAUGCUCGUGAUUUGCGGAUAGCGCCUGUUUCUUCAGUUCGUGUGGGACUUUGCUGUUUGGAAGGAGGCUGUGCUGAGGUGGAUCAAGUAAAAUGUCUUCUCUAAGUCGAGUAUCUCUGCUUCAAAAGAGAUUUUACAGUUCCAAAGUAAAAUUGAACGAUGUUGUUAUUGUUAGUGCUGCAAGGACUCCAAUGGGAUCCUUCCUUGGAUCCCUUUCAUCUAUGUCUGCCACCAAACUAGGAGCUGUAGCCAUACAGGCUGCAAUUGAAAGAGCUGGCAUCGCUAAGGAGCAAGUCAAAGAAGUUUACAUGGGCAAUGUGUGCCAAGCUUACCUUGGACAAGCACCAGCCAGGCAAGCAACGUUAUUUGCAGGUCUGCCAAAAUCUACUAUAUGUACAACUGUAAAUAAGGUAUGCGCAAGUGGAAUGAAGAGUGUCAUGCUAGCUUCCCAAGCACUACAGUGUGGACAUCAAGAUAUUGUUCUUGCUGGUGGCAUGGAAUCUAUGUCCAAUGUUCCAUUUUACUUGAAGCGUGGAGAAACUACUUAUGGAGGUGUCAAACUAGAGGAUGGUAUUGUGUUUGAUGGACUAACAGAUGUAUAUAAUAAGUUCCACAUGGGCAACUGUGCUGAAAAUACAGCCAAAAAACUAGGAAUAUCUCGUGAGCAACAAGACGAAUUUGCCAUCAAUAGUUACAAACGAAGUGCUGCAGCUUAUGAACAAAAUGCGUUCAAGGACGAGUUAGUACCCGUUAAUGUACCACAAAAGAAGGGUAAACCAGAUGUAGUAUUCAGUGCAGAUGAAGAAUACAAGAGGGUAAACUUUGAGAAAUUUGGAAAAUUAUUAACGGUAUUCCAGAGAGAAAACGGAACUGUCACAGCAGGAAACGCAUCGACAUUGAAUGAUGGAUCUGCUGCUCUUAUUCUCACCACUGCAGAUAAUGCACAAAAGCUUAAUCUUAAACCUUUGGCAAGAGUUGUUGGUUUCCAAGAUGCUGCUACGGAACCAAUUGAUUUUCCAAUUGCCCCUGCCUUAGCCAUUCCCACUUUGUUGCAAAAUGCAGGAUUGAACAAAAAUGACAUUGCUUUGUGGGAAAUUAACGAAGCUUUCAGUGUCGUUGUCGUUGCCAACCAAAAAUUACUGGACAUUGAUCCAGCUAAAGUAAAUGUUCAUGGAGGAGCUGUUUCAUUAGGACAUCCUAUUGGAAUGUCUGGAGCCCGAAUUAUUGUCCAUUUGGUACAUGCUUUGAAAGCAGGAGAGAAGGGAGUCGCAUCUAUCUGUAACGGUGGUGGUGGUGCAUCAUCGAUUUUAAUUGAAAAGCUGUCUCAUGUGCAUUCAUCUCCACCAAAACUGACUUUAUAUACCAAGGAUGUAUGUCCAUUGUGUGACAUUGUUAAAGAUGAGCUCAAACUGAAGUUCAAUGGACAAUAUCAAUUAGAAAUAGUAAAUAUCACAGCUCCUGGAAACGAACAUUUGAAAAAAUUGUAUCAGUAUGAAAUACCAGUAUUAUUUUUAGAAGGACAGUAUCUUUGCAAGCACAAAUUAGACGUUGAAUUAUUAGAAAAGAGGCUAGCUGGCCUUACAUAAUUUUUUAAUAAUGAUGUCUAAUAUUAAUUUUUAAUGAUUAAAUUGUAUAUAUUUUACUUAUUGUAUAAAUUAUUCAUAAGUAAACAUGGUGUCUAUUUCGAUUUUUGAAAUCAUCUUAGAAAUAUUUUUUAGAUUAUAGAUAAAUUAUUGUGUUGAAACAAAACAAAAUUUACUGUACAAUUUUUGAUUUAUUAAAUUUUAAGAAACUGUUAUUAAACUUACGUACAUAAUUAUAGUACACGAAUACAUUCAGAGAUCUGUACAUUUUU